Messenger RNA from Hevea brasiliensis (rubber tree), 597 nucleotides. Its product is annotated as probable mediator of RNA polymerase II transcription subunit 26c. Lineage: Eukaryota; Viridiplantae; Streptophyta; Magnoliopsida; Malpighiales; Euphorbiaceae. The coding region runs from base 1 to 597 and encodes 198 amino acids. The record is from RefSeq and is a predicted model, not a curated record. The transcript is spliced from 3 exons.
AUGGUGGAAGCUCUGGAACUACAACAUCAAAAACGGAAAGCUGCUGCUGCUACUACUGUGGCUUCAACAACAGAGGAAACAUGCAAGUUCUUGGUUGAAUUCAGAAGAAGAUACAUAAAGAAUAUAUAUAGAACGGAUAUAGAUGAUCUUGGAUCGAUUCUGGAGAGUUCAGGCAUUGACGUCUGGACUUUUAUCAACUCUGUGAUUUUAGAGGCUUCCUUGUAUUUUGGAGCUGAACUGAAGCAGCGGAGAGAGAAGAUUGUUGAAAUGCUAUACGCGUCGAUGCAUGACGUGAAAGAUGGAGAUGGAUAUGGAAGUGGGUCGACGUCAACGAUGCCAAGGUUGAUUCAUGGAGAUGAAGAUGAAGAAAAUGAUGUAUUGAAUCCAUAUGCAAGAUUGUUCGACGAUGAAGAGAAGAAGAUUUUAGAGAUUAAACAACGUCUUGAAGAUCUUGACCAGUCUGAAGAUUCUCUGAUUGAUUUGCUUCAAAGCUUAGCAGAUAUGGAUAUAACCUUCAAGUCACUCGAGGAGACUGGUAUUGGAAGACAUGUCAAUAGUUUGAGAAAGCAUUCAUACUAUAAUGUUCGGAGAUUAUAG